Molecule: messenger RNA, 687 nt
Organism: Penicillium canariense
Lineage: Eukaryota; Fungi; Ascomycota; Eurotiomycetes; Eurotiales; Aspergillaceae
Product: 40S ribosomal eS12 domain-containing protein
Exons: 2
Coding region: 1-687 (228 amino acids)
Biological process (GO): ribosome biogenesis
Cellular component (GO): cytosolic small ribosomal subunit
Molecular function (GO): structural constituent of ribosome
Source: RefSeq, a predicted model, not a curated record
AUGGGCAAGGACAAGGUCGAGAAGGUUAAGAAGGAGAAGAAGGAGAAGCGUGCCGAGAAGGACGGCGUGCACAAGGCCAAGAAGGAGAAGAAGGAAAAGAAGGACAAGACCGCUCUCGCUGAUGCGGUAGAGAAGGAGAUCACCACCCAGGUCCUGGAGGGUCUGGAUCAGGCCGCUGCUGCUGGUGUCGCCGAAAUUGAGGUUGAUGCGAUGGCUCUGGACCGCCCCAUUGGCGCUCUCGUGCCCUUCGCCAACCCAUUGGUUGAGGACAAGCAGGCCAAGAAGGUGUUGAAGAGUGUGAAGAAGGCUGCCGUCAACAAGUCUCUCAAGCGCGGUGUCAAGGAGGUCGUCAAGGCCCUCCGCAAAUCGGCCAUCCCCGCCGCCAACGCUAAGAUCGAUCUCCCCACCGGCGUUGUCAUUCUCGCGGCCGACAUCUCCCCCAUGGACGUCAUCUCUCACAUUCCCGUUCUGUGCGAGGACCAUGGCAUUCCCUACGUCUUUGUUACCUCGCGCGCUGAGCUCGGCGCCUCUGCUGCCACCAAGCGCCCGACCAGUGUGGUCAUGGUGACCCCCAAGUCUGGCAAGAACAAGAAGCUUGAUGAGGAUGCCGACAGCGAGGACUUCUCCAAGGUCUUCGAGGAGUUGGCCAAGCUCGCUGAGAAGGAGGGCAAGAAGGUUGUGGUUUAG